AUGGCAGAUAUCUCCUUCAGAGGAUUUAUUUCAUUAAAAAAUAUUAAAAAUCCAGAAUAUGAAAUGGAAUAUCUAUUAGAUCCAGAAAAUAAUAAAUAUGUAAGAGAUAAAUUACCAAUUAAAAUUUAAAAUUUUGAAAUCAAAAAAUUAGAAUGGAUUGAUUUUAUAGGUAAACCAAAUUUAGAAAUGCCUUAUAUUGCUCAUUGUUAUUGGAAUAUUAUAUACGAUUAUUAAAUGAUUGAAGAAAAAGAAGAACCAUAAAUUAAAAAAUAACAAUCGCCAAUAUUACCUAUAUUAAAAACUAAUGAAUCUUAAGAAAAAGAUCAUCCUUUAGAUUUAAAAUAAUCACCUCAAAUACCUUUUAGUAAAAUUAAUGAACCAUAAGAAUAAUAAGGUAUUAAAUAAUAAUCACCUAAAUUACCACCUAAAUAACCUUUAUAAUACAAUAAUCAAUUACCUAGAAUUAAUAAUAGACUCUUUAAUAAACCUCCAACACCUUCUACAAGAGUUUCAAGUGUUUAAAAAAUUACUCGCUUAUAAACUCCUAAGAAUUCUUCUCCUUAAAAUAAAGUUGCUAGAAGUAAUUCUAGUUACAGUCUAAAAAGAUAAUCCCCUGCAAAUCAAAAAAUUAAAUUAUAAGUUUCUUGUAAAUUCUCAGAAAAAUCUUGGGCUAAAUCAACUACUGAUAAUGAACUAUUAGAACAUGAAACUGGACAUUAUUUAAUUGGAUGUUUAUGUGCUUUAGAAUUCAAAAGAUAAAUUGAAUAAUUAGGAAUUUUAAAAUCAGAUAAUCAUAAAUCUGAAAUCAAUUCGAUCUUUCAAACCAAUUUAAGAAGUUUUCUUAAAAUUGAAAAAGAUUAUGAUGAUGAGACUAAUCAUUACUUUGAUACUAAUUUAUAAAAAAAAUGGAAUCACAAAUUAAAAGAAUAAUUGUUAUUAUAUGAAAUGUAUUUUAACAAUUGA
Molecule: messenger RNA, 963 nt
Organism: Paramecium sonneborni
Lineage: Eukaryota; Ciliophora; Oligohymenophorea; Peniculida; Parameciidae
Source: the annotation of a GenBank genome assembly